AUGGAUGGCGCCGCGACCCCGAAGGCAGGCAGCGGCGGGAAGGCUGUGCUGCCGGUGCCUGCCGGGAUCGACGCCGGCGCCGCCACGUCUUCUGCGCGAGGGGCUAGGAAGGCGACGUUGCCUGCGGGUGCGGCUGACGCGCCCGCGGCGGCAACGGCAUCCCCAGGCGGAGAGAGCAACGGCGGCGGCGAGGAGGAGGACGACGACGAGCAGGUGGAGAGGUUCUACGCGCUUCUGGACAACAUCCGGGCCAUGCGGGGCGCGUACGUGUCGGGCUCCGGCGACGGCACUGUGGCGGACGACGGCGUCGACGCUGGUGGUGGUGGUGGGGCGAGGGUGAAGCGGCUGCGGGGCUCGGAGCCGCCGUGGAGGCCGGCGUUCAGGCUGGAGGACUUCGAGGAGCCAGCUCCGACGUCGUCGUCGUCCGACGUCGCGCCGUGCGCCAAGAGGACGCGCGGGCAGGAGGCGGAGGCGGACGGCGAGGGGAGUGGCGGAGCGCGCCCAGACGUCGCCGCGGUAGUACGUGUACGGGUCGACAGCGGCAGAAAGAGCGUGUGA
Molecule: messenger RNA, 558 nt
Organism: Miscanthus lutarioriparius
Lineage: Eukaryota; Viridiplantae; Streptophyta; Magnoliopsida; Poales; Poaceae
Source: the annotation of a GenBank genome assembly